CAAUUGUCAAAAAUCCAAAGCAAUAAUAAAGGCAUCCCGGCAAUUUCAAUUAGUAAAUAAAAAGGUUUUUCUUUUUUAUAAAAAAUUUCAAACGUUUGCUACCGAUUUGUGUUUUUUUCUGUUUAAUCUAAGAUUUAUCAUGGGCAGAAGAGGUAAGAAAGCCUGGAGAUAUCACAAGAAAUUAUCGAAUGUUGAAGAAGGUACAAGUUCAAACAGCUUUGGAUCAUGGAGAAAUGAAAGCCAAAAUGAAGUAUCAUAUAGAAGUGACUCAGAACGACCACCCCCUGGGACAAAAGGAAGGGAUAUUGGGUUAUGGUAUAGAUCAAGGCAGAAAAAGAGAAGUUUGGAAGAAAGUGAAUCUCAAAGCUCUCAAAUGAGCCCAGAGUCAUCAUGGUCCGAAAGGUCACAAGUUCUAUAUGAAGAAGAUUCUUUUAAGGCCCAUCAACAUGGAAAAGAUAUAGGAUUAAUGUAUAGGUCAAGGCAAAUGAAGGAUAAAAGACAUGAUUUAGAAGCAGGUACAACCCAAGCAACAGCAAUAUAUGAAAAUAGGGAACAAUCAAGAAAGAAGUUGAAUUUGGAAAAGAUGAAAGUUCAGGCAGAAAAACCACUUGGAUCUAUAGUAUUAUCUGAAAGCAAAAAAGCAAACAUAAAUCAGUUGUUAAACCAAACUGAAAGAUCCAUAUAUCCUAGGUCGUUUUUAGAAAAAACCAACUCUUUUGAACAUUUAGAAGAAACUGAUUUUAAACAUGAGUUUUUGCAACAUAUUACAGGAAAUAUCAUAGAAAAAUUGAAAGCUGCACCCAGUACAGGGAAGCAAUUUAAAAAUGAAUUUACGGAUAUUAUGUUAUUAGACGAACUUAAAAAGAAAAAGGCAGAAGAAGGUUAUCAACGCAUGCAAAAAGUGAGAAAAAAUUUGCCUUCUAUGGACAAAAAAGAUGAAAUUUUGGACAUGAUUCAAAAAAAUCAGAUUACUGUAAUUAGUGGAGAAACUGGUUGUGGAAAAACUACUCAGGUAGCACAGUUUAUCCUGGAUCACUACAUAUCUACAUCUAGGGGCUCAGAAUGUAAAAUAAUAUGUACCCAACCCAGAAGGAUCAGUGCUAUUUCUGUUGCGGAAAGGGUUGCCCAGGAGAGAGAUGAACAGUUGGGUAUAAGUGUUGGGUACCAGAUCAGAUUAGAAAAGGUUGCUCCAAGAGAAAGAGGCUCUAUCCUAUUUUGUACCACCGGAGUACUCUUAAAAUACAUGGAAUCAAAUCCAUCCCUAAAAGAUGUAUCUCAUUUAAUCCUAGACGAAAUCCACGAACGUGACGUCACUUGUGAUUUUCUUAUUACUCUAUUAAAAGACGUUAUUAGAUACAGGACUGACAUCAAGGUUAUUCUUAUGAGCGCUACGUUAAAUGCCGAAGCAUUUUCGAAAUAUUUUAAUGGCGCACCGCACAUUAAUAUUCCGGGUUUUACUUGGCCAGUACAGCAAUACUUUUUGGAAGAUGUUUUGCAGUUGACGGACUUUAAAUUUGUGGACGACAGUAGGCCUAUUUGGGUUCGAAAGAUGAAUAGCAAAAAAGACCGGGCAUGGUCGGAUUCUGUGGCCCCAUUUAUAAGACAAUUAGAAGCCGAGGGAAAGUAUAAACAGUCAGUUAUUGCAGAAUUAUGGAAACCCAAUAGUGAAAAACAAAACAACUUUUUAAUAUACACAUUAAUUUUAAAAAUAUGCCAAGAAAAAUACGACGGGGCCAUAUUAGUUUUUGUACCAGGAUUCGCGGAUAUUCAAUUCCUAGUUAAAAAAAUGCAGGAAUCUGGUAAUUUUCCUGCAAGCAAAUACUUAAUAUUUCCGUUGCAUUCCCAAUUGCCUACUAUGGAUCAAAAACAAAUAUUCCAAACUCCUCCAAAAGGCAUGAGAAAAAUUAUAAUUUCAACUAAUAUAGCUGAAACUUCCAUCACAAUUGAUGAUGUGACUUGUGUUAUAGACAGUGGAUAUAUUAAAAUUUCAAAUCUUGAUUUAGAAUCUGGCAUUGAAACUUUACAACCGGAAUUGGUAUCUCAAGCAAACGCCGCACAAAGAAAAGGACGCGCGGGUCGUGUGAAACCAGGUACUUGCUAUCAUUUGAUUACAAAAUAUCGAUACGAUAUGUUGGACAAAUUUCUGAAGCCCGAAGUGCUUCGGAAACGACUGGAAAGUGUGAUUUUGACACUGAAAAUGUUACAGUUAGGCGAAGCAGAACCGUUUCUAUCAAGACUAAUGGAUCCACCUCAAAGCAAAUCGAUCCAGUCAUCAUUAGCCCUUUUACAAAGAAUGGGUGCACUUACAGAUGAAGAAGGACUGACGCCCCUUGGGUUCCAUAUGGCUAAGUUGCCGGUGGGGCCACACUGUUCCAAAAUGCUUAUUAUGGCUUCGCUGUUUAGUUGCGUCGAUCCUGUUUUGUCCGUUGCUGCAUCUUUAGGUUUUAAAGAUGCCUUUCAACUGAGCACGUCAGAAUCAAAAGAAGCCGAUAAAAUGAAAUACCAGCUCUCUGGCGACUCUUACAGUGAUCACAUUACAAUGCAUUAUGCUAUAUCUGGUUAUGAAGAAGCAGAUAACAAAUGGGCCUUCUGUAGGAAAUAUUACCUUAGUUCAAGUAUUCUAAAACUGCUUAUAGAUAUGAAACAGCAAUUCGCUAGGGAGUUAUUUGAUAUGCACUUUAUUAAAGAUCCUCACCCAAAGAGCCAUUCGAGUAACUUAAAUAGUAAUAAUAUGGCGCUUGUUAAGGCUAUUAUUGCAGCGGGGCUAUAUCCAAAUGUUGCUAUUAUUACCAAACAAAAAGCCGGCAAGAGACCUUCAAUGCUGCGAUCUAUCGACUAUGAAAAGAUGCAAUUUCAUCCGAAAUCUGUUAUGAAUUAUGUAGAAGUAAUUCCUUCGCCUUUACUAGUUUACUUUUUGAGAUUAAAAUCUAUUAAACUGUAUGUUCAUGAAGCUACCAUCGUUUUCCCACUUUCUAUUGUAUUUUUUGGAGAUAAAUACAAGAUUCACAGCGAUGAACAAAGCAAAUUCAAAGGUAUCUCAAUUAACGAUAAUAUGAGAUUUAUUUGUACUGAGAGUACUGCUAUGUUAAUUCAAAGGCUUAGGGAACAUUUAAAUGAGAUAUUAGAAUGGAAAGUGUCUCAUCCGGGAUUUGUCGAUUGGUCCAGUUCAACACCUGAAACUCAAGUUUUGCGAGUAAUAAUGGACUUGAUUCGAACCGAGGACAGUGGAGAUUUUGAUUUAAGCGAUUUUGAAGAUGAUUAACUACUGACUAAAUACCUAUUUUGAUUAUUUGAUUAUAAAUAAAUUUUUGGUACGUUUGCUUAAAGUAAGAGAGUUUAAAUUUGAUUUGACAUUUUCAAAUGUUUUUUUUUUAAUUUGUUUAAAUUAUUUGUUAAAUAAAUAUUUCUUAUUGUUAA
Anthonomus grandis grandis is the source of this 3417-nucleotide messenger RNA. RefSeq names its product ATP-dependent DNA/RNA helicase DHX36-like. The record is from RefSeq and is a predicted model, not a curated record. The coding region runs from base 140 to 3262 and encodes 1040 amino acids. Lineage: Eukaryota; Metazoa; Arthropoda; Insecta; Coleoptera; Curculionidae. The transcript has 18 exons. Gene Ontology annotation, molecular function: ATP binding; DNA helicase activity; G-quadruplex RNA binding. Gene Ontology annotation, cellular component: intracellular anatomical structure; cytoplasm; nucleus.